AUGCACUCGUACACCAAAUGGAUGAUCCCAUAUUGUUCCCAGGACUAUUUCCUCGGAGACAUCAACAAGGGCCAAGUUGGCGACUUUCGUCACAUGGGAUCUGCGCAUUUCCACGCUGCCUUUGAAUUCUGGAGAGAUCAAGUUUCCCAAGCUCGUGGGCUGUCUGGGAACGACCGCACAUUGGACAAUGUGGUUGUUCUUGGCAUAAGUGCGGGAGCAGUGGGUCUGAUGAACCAAAUACCCGUUGUGCGGGAGACAGUGAACCACUACAGUGUGGGAGCGGCAAGGUUGAAAGUCAUCUUGGACGCACCUUCCGUGAUAUCUGAUCACCAGUAUGUUGGAAAGAACUUCAACGAUGCGAUGGCAUAUUAUGUCGACAUUCAAGAGGAGUUCCCUCUCUGUUCGCCAACCCAUCCCUUUUCGGAGCUCUAUGACAGUGUAUCCGAGCUGCCUUGCUGUCUGUCAACUCACUGCAUGAUGCGACAUGAUAUACAAGGUCUGGCCAGCUUUGCCUUGGAAGACAACACACAAGAAAACAACGACACCAAAGCGGCAGAAACCUUGCUCAUUUUGGACUCAGCUUACGACAUAGUCACACUCAUUGGAGGAACCACCUUCCUCCAAGAGAACGAGCACUCUUCUUCGAUGGAUGAAAAUGACGAAGGCGGUGAGUUGUUGUGGCACGUCAUAGAAACAGCCGGAGGGGUAAAGGUACGGGCAAAGGAAACUGCAGCUGCAAUCAAGGAUUUGACGCUCCAAAGACAAAUAUCAACUACCUUUGACCACAAGCGGCUUCACUGGGUAAUGGCAUCCUGUGUGACCCACUCCUUCUUGGCGCCAGCUAGAGAGUUCCUUUGGUUAGCUUGUCAGUAUGCUGACUAUGGAAUUGAGGAGUAUGCUUCUGUGUGCAAUGAAUAUGGCCACGCGACUGAGUACAGCAGCUUUGAUCACAACGUGGUGUUGAGAAUUUGGAGGACCAUCUUGUUAUGGGAUCAAGCUCGCUUUGAGGGCAAGUCUAUCCAUCGUAUCGUCGAUGAGUUUGUCACCGAAACAUCCCCUGCUCCUCUCGUCGACGGUCAAGUAAUCAACCUUCAAUUUGAAAGCUGCGUCGGUCCAAAUUGUCUCCCUGGCGAAGACCACGAUCUUCAGCAGCCAUCCUGUCAGGCUUUCAUUGAAAUGGUCAGUGCCCACAAGGAAGUCACGGUGGGACUUCAAGUGUCAUGGCUGGGUUUCAUGAUACUUCUCGCAAUCAUAUCGUAUACAAUCAGGUUGCGUACCGGUAGAGUCCAACGCACUGAGCAUGAUCGUUCCUCGGGAUUGGACGUAACAGUAAGUACCAAUCCAGGCAACGGAAGACCCAGUCAUUUGCUCUGCCUUAACAAGAUCCAUGUGGUGACAAAAGGAAGACAUCCAAAGACUCUCCUCGAUAAAGUCGAUAUUGAACUACAAAGCGGGUCAAUCACAUGUUUGUGUGGGCGAUCAGGGUCAGGGAAGUCCACUCUUUUAAAGGUCCUCUCGCAGAAUCACCAACCAAGGCUGGGCAUCAGCAUGGACAGGCGUGGGGAAGCGCAGCUUGGCGCAAUGUCGAAGGCGUACCUCUGCCAAGAGGACCCAGUCGUGGCCUUUGGAAACCUCACGGCCAACGAAUAUAUGUUAUUGACAUCUCGGCUGUACCGAGCCGAAGAGACAAAACUGCAGGAGUUGUAUGACUUUACAAAAGAGCUGUUUAGUCGCGGAGAGCAGGAGAAAGGGGAAAGUGACGAGGGAAGCAGAAAACUUCUAAAUCCAUUUUUCGAGACCAGGAUCAAGAACCUUAGCGGAGGGCAACGUCGGAUCUUGUCUAUCGCGGUAACCUUUCUUCAGGAUCCAGUUUUGCUUCUCCUAGACGAACCUCUCAGUGGGCUCGACAGCGUUUCAAGUCUGCAAGUCAUGUCAGCUCUUGAAUCCCUUGCAAAGUUGCGACAAUGUUCGGCCCUGAUCACGGUCCAUCAACCAAGCGAGGACAUCCUCGCGCACGUCAAAAUGAUUCUCGUGAUGGAUGCGGGGAAGAUUGUCCAUGACGAGCCCAUUGCCAAUCCUCACAAGGCGGCCCAUCUGAUCGAUUCCUAUCUGCUCAAAAGCCACGUGGUCAGUCAACGGAGAGCCAUCGACGAGGGUUCAAGUAGAAACUUGAUGUUGUCGAUGGACGACCCUGUGCGGUCGUUUGAGGCACCAAUACCGAGCCCUCUGUUUAGCAACGUGCCAUCUGGUGGUGGCAGCCGCCGUCACUUGGUCAUGAUGCAUAUGGAAGAAAUCGACGAGAAUAAGGAAGAGGACGAGAUUUCGCACAACCUUUCAAUGAGUGCACGCCGUCUCAGCUUGUCGCAACCAGGUGCCGCAGACAGCGAAUCGGCAGGGGACGAAAACGACACCUCAAGUCAACUGUGGCAAAACCUUUCUGUCCCAGAGCCCGUUUUCGACACUUUGCAGCAAGUCAUACCUCUAUCGCAACGUAUUCAUUGCCAAAGAGGUUAUGAAGUUGCAGCAGGCGUUACUAUCAUUCUCGCGAUUUCUUUGUUGGUUGGGGUGCUCUCGAUUCGUGGUGGCGAUCACAUUCAGACAGCUCUGGCUUCAACACUGAUGAUUGCGGUGCCUACUUUCCUCUUCACCCACAAGAUCUACGGAUACAAUGAGUUAUGGCUUGCCCACAAGUUCGAGCUGGACGAUAAGCGAGUGUCGCCCCUAUCCUUCCAGAUGGCGACCUCGCUGUUUACGUUCCCCGGACCUUUGUUUUCAACACUACUAGCCACGAUAAGUGCCUAUGCCAUCCUUGGAUGGUCCUUCAACACCAUGCUGAAUCAGUACCUCUUUGUGGGGGUGUACCUGAUGCUUGCACUGCAGUUUGGGAGAGUCCUCUGUGUGCUUUUUCACGGGAACUUUGGCCUUGUCAUGAAGGUGUAUACAACCACACUUCUCGUCAACGCCGUCUUCAGCAGCCUGCUGGUUCCCAGCACCAAGUUUCCCGAAGGUCUCAACUUCCUCUUCUACCUCAGCAUGACCUUCUGGGCUUUCUCUGGUGCAGUCUUGAAUAUAUUCCACGACGAAUCCUACAACGUCGACAGAUCUUGCACAGAUUUUGUCUCUUGUAUCUUAUCUGAUGGCAACGUAGCUGGACGAGUGGCUGGCUUCUCACCCCUGUCAAACAGUUAUCGUGCAUUGUGCGUGCUGACUUUUGCAUUUGCCUGUAUGGUGGCGUUGGAAAGCGCCUUGCUGUAUAUCCGAUGCAGAGGCUUCCCUUACUCCAAAUACGGGGCGGGAUAUCCGAAGACGUCUAGGCAUCAUGGCGUCGACGUGUCAAACUCGGAGACCCAGCACGAUUUCAGAGGUCCAGCAGCAAACGGAGACGCAACUGCCACCAAAGAUGCAUCUUCAUCCAAGAUGGAAGGUACCCCCAAGCUGAGCGACGAAGAAAGCCAAUCCUUCAGCAACUCGCAGGAACAAACUGUGUAG
Seminavis robusta is the source of this 3489-nucleotide messenger RNA. Lineage: Eukaryota; Bacillariophyta; Bacillariophyceae; Naviculales; Naviculaceae. The record is from the annotation of a GenBank genome assembly.